CAAGGCGCAGCGUGUAGAGCGGCUUCCCAUUCCUCGCACGUGAGCGGGGGGCACGCAGGCGCCGUCGCUGCAUGCGGCGCGUGCUGCGAUUGGAUGGGAGCGCUGUCCGUCGGGCGCGUGUCGCGUGCUUCUGGCAGCCGGGCUCCACUCCGAGCCCAAGCAGCGGCGCGGAAGGAGGAGGAUGGACGGGAGGAGUCUCGUCUGCCUGUUCCCGACAUCCUGCCCUUGAAGGCAGGGACAGCAGCAGCAGCACAGCGCUCUUCUCCUCCUCUGCCUCUCUUUUUUUUUUAUUAAUAUUCUCCUCCUGCGGUGUCUCCUGGACCGGUCGGAGGUUGCGAUGGGGGCCCGGUCAUGUUGAGCGGGGGGAGGGAGGGCCUCUACGAGCUGGGCAGCCGGCUCCAGCAGCAGGGCGAGUCGCGGGCAGCUCUGCGCUGCUUCCUGAGCUGCCUGCUGGGCCUGCCGCACGUGCACAGCUUCCGCUCGCUGCCCGACUGCCUGCACCAGAUCGCCGAGCUCUUCAUAGAGGAAAAGAACUAUGUGAAAGCUCUCCGCUUCAUCCAAGCAGAGAAGAUGUUCUAUGAGGUGGCGCUGAUCGAGCUUACCGCCCUACAAGGCAACGCAGGGGCUCAGGAGGCGUCUCCGCCGGGCUCUCCGGGAUGGGACUCUCCAGAGGAGCCGCUGGAGCUGUCGGAGCUCGCCUCCCAGGCACAGGACUACGAGAGACUGGCCCAGCUGUGCAUCAUGAGUAAAAGACCUCACCUUGCCUUGGAGUACAGCGGGAAGGCCACUAAAAUUCGGCAGAAGGCUUUCGGCAACGACCACCCCAUCACCGCCAGGAGCCUGGAGCUGCUCGCCUCCGUCUAUGCCGAGAUCGGCAAGACCGAGUACUCAGACUCGUUGGGCCAGUGCGUGUCAGCGCUGUCAAAGAGGUUCGCCACCAACGAGCCCUUCAGCAAUGCCCUCAAUGGCACAGCCUCAACCCGCAGGGUCCGCCACCACCACAGGAAGGACCCCCACCCUCCAGAGGAAGCACCAAAACCCCAGGUCUCCACGUGCAAAUUUCCCACCUCCAUCCUGAAGAGGUCCAACCUCAGCGGCAGCGACACAGAGCCCACCCAGAGGCGAAAAUCAGAGCGGCGGGUUCGCUUCAGGGAGCCGGAGAACGUUGUGCACGACAUCCCACAGUGUGACUGUUUAAUAGAUUACGACGGCUCUCCCUGUCGGCCGCACCUGGCGCUGUUCGCCUGCUUCUUCCUGCUGCUGUCCGUGCUGGGGGUGGCGCUGUACUGCACAGACCGGCGGAGGCCACUGCGCAUGUGUGAGGAGCUGGAGGCCCUGCUGGCCGUCUAUCUCCUGCAGAUGAAGCAGGUUGUGUGGGCCUGCUGGAUCUGGCUCACCAUGCAGUGACUGUGCAGAGCCAGGAGGGCGGCGCUCCAAUGAAUUCUCCACUGAAGACCUGACCAUCGUAAGGUCGGCACCCCCUUCACAAGCAUUUCAUGCUUAAUGUUUAAACAACAUUACGACAUGCAGAAAAGCAUAAAAAUGUAUAGUCGGUUAUGUAGCCAUUAUGGAUGUAUAAAUAUUUAAGCUAUGGAUAUGUCCUAUUCAAGUUGGAGGUUUGUAGAAGAUUAACAGCGUCAGCACUGAAAAAGGUUGCGCUCAUUACAAAUUGCAUUUUUACCAUGUAACCAGGGUCAAACAACAGUGCAGGCAAAUAUUUCCCUGGGGGUCCAAAAGCAAUUUAAUGUAAAUAUUUUAAAAUCCAUUUCACAACACUGGGUCAUUGUCCUGCCGUCCAGAACUUUUAAUGCAUAUUAAUAGAGUAGCUGUGUUGAGGAGCUGGCCAACGAGGGCAAGAUAGAGCUCUGUGCGAGGGGCAGCCGUACGGCUCGCAGACACGAAUCGCUGCGGGCCGUGUUCGUUGAACGCCGUCGCUCGGUCCCUCACCGAGCCACGAUCUUCCUACAGCCUGUUCGCUCGCUUCAUCACUGCUGGCUCCUCCGAGGCUCCAAGCAGAGCCAGCAUGAGAUGAAAUUCCAGCACAAACGUGUGUAUUUGUUCCGUAUGGCAACGUGCAAACCACGGAUGACCACGGGCUCUCGGUGACGACGUCCCGGAGGUCCUGUCCGUGCCUUUAAGCGUUCGUUUCUUUUUAGGCGUAGCAACAGAGAUGCCACAGGAAAUGACGGUAUGUCUGCAACAUGAGUACACGAUGUCUUGCUUUGUUUGAUUUUAAAGGCAUUUUGUAUAGACUUUACUAUGUUCAUUUUUUUUUUUUUUUAUUGCUCUUUGGUAUUCAGGUUUUAAAUAUCAGAUGCUGUUUAAGAUGGGAACUAUGGGACUGGUGAAUUCCUGUGAAAUCAUAAUGUUCAGUAUGUUUGGUGCAUUUACUUUUAUUUGGAACUAGACAUAUAUAAAGGCAAGCACAGUAAAUAUCAGCAUAACAAAAGAGCAUAAGUAUAUGUGUACCGUGGUCUAUAGCAAACAGCUUAAAUUAACCUCAUGAGUAACUGAUGCCUCCUUCCCUGUGAGGUCCUGACAGAACUGUACAGUAAAUAUCCCAACACUUAUAGCUAUGUAUUGUUUUACUGUACUGUAAUCUACUGAAUUACCGUUAAGCUAAAGUACCCAAGUAGUUAACUACUCAGUCUCUUUUAAGUACAUGUGCACACAAGUCCCAUCAUACUGAAAGCAAACCCCCCC
Scleropages formosus (Asian bonytongue) is the source of this 2703-nucleotide messenger RNA. It is a transcript of the gene c15h14orf180, whose product is annotated as chromosome 15 C14orf180 homolog. Gene Ontology annotation, biological process: positive regulation of Golgi to plasma membrane protein transport. Gene Ontology annotation, cellular component: trans-Golgi network; transport vesicle; plasma membrane. Bases 352 to 1407 code for a protein of 351 amino acids. NCBI's taxonomy places the organism in Eukaryota, Metazoa, Chordata, Actinopteri, Osteoglossiformes, Osteoglossidae. The record is from RefSeq and is a predicted model, not a curated record. The transcript is spliced from 10 exons. Gene Ontology annotation, molecular function: connexin binding.